GCCCACGAUGUAGACGCGCGCCGUGCAAGCGCACACCCAGUCCGGCAGUGCCUGGGAUUGGGUGGAGGGAGUGGUGGUUGCGGACGGAGUCACAGGAUUGGUAGAGUUCAGCGCCAAACUUGUUGACUCAUAACUGAGCAGCUCUUCUCCAUCCUUUACGGCGCGGAGCUGUCCACGGCCACUGGUGCUGAAACUGCCAGCUUCCGACGCGCUGUUGGACUAAUCUCAUUUUAUUUCCGGUUUAAUUGCUCUCAUCGAGCUUUUGAAACUUAGAUGCUCUUGUGUAACGCGUCCAGACGUCUGGUUUAAGCAUCACUUGACGGAUAUUUAUCCACCGCUCCAUCCAAGAGUGUACCAAGCCUUCAACUUCUUAGCCGAAAUAGAGGACUUUCCAAGGCGCAAACAUGGCUUUCAUGGUCAAACACAUGGUUGGAGGACAGCUGAAGAACCUGACAGGCGGACUGACGGAGGAGAAAUCGGAAGGAGAGAAAUCGGACGCCGCGGCGCAGGGGAUGACACAGGAGGAAUUUGAACAAUAUCAGCAACAGUUAGAGGAGGAAAAACAAGAACGAGAAGCCAGUUUUGCUCAAAAGAAGGCUGAGAGAGCCACAGUUAGAAGUCAUUUCCGGGAAAAGUAUAGACUACCAAAGAAUGAGACUGAUGAGACGCAGAUUCAGCAGGCAGGAGAGGACGUGGUGUUGCCCACAGAGCUGGCCAAGAUGAUCGCUGAGGACAACCAGGAGGAAACUCAUAAGCAGUCAGUGCUGGGCCAGCUGUCUAACAUCCAGAACGUGGACAUCGACCAGCUGAAAGACAAAGCCCAGGCCACACUGGAAGAUCUGAAAAAGCAGACGGAGAAUUGCAGUCUCAUGUGAUCUAGCCAACUCUAAGUCUCUGGAGAUUAGAGAUUUACUUGUACAAAUAUUUUUUCAGAGGCAGAGCCGCUCUGAAGGUAGAAGUAUUCUUGUUGCCUGAGUGGAAUGCCAGUUGGCUGAGCCACAUAAUAACAGUUUUUCUAGCUGUGCAAAGACAGACAGAAGCCAUACAGGAAAAAGGAAAGACAAAGACGUUUACAGAAAUAAUGAAAUGUGGGGUGUGUCUACUUACUGGACAGAAUAACUCUAAUUACAAUGUUAGCUGUGGUUGUUGAGCUUGAUUAGUCAGUUUAUCUGCUGACCUUUUAACAGCCUUCAUCAGCUGCUUGAAUGUUGUAAUGUAAGGUUGUCAUUAAGCUCCUUUUUCACUCUAAAAACUGUUUAAUUGGCUCUUUCCACUCAGAUGUAAUCAGUGAGAUUAUUUCUACCUUCAGAGCAACUCUUUCUCUGAGGAAAGUGGUUCAUUUAAUCCUUUAUUUAUUAUAGUUCCUACCCUCCUUUUCUCUCUGUACCUCACAAGACCAGUGUUAACACAGUAUCAUAAAACCCACAGCUGUAGACCCAUAAGUGUGUGUAGGUGUUGAAUUCUACACACAACAGCUGAUUUCACAGGUGAAUUCACUCGUUGAAUUUACUGCUAAACUAGUUGUUGGGUUGGAGUAAAAAACCUUGCUACAGUGACUCAUGUGAGGAGGCCAUUUGUGUGUUUUGUUGAAGUUGGGGCUUUUUUUUUUCCAAUUUUCUUUAGGAAAAAAUGUAAAGGAGUCGUUUCUUUCUAUUCCACAUGCAAAAGCACAAAGUGACAUACAGAUUCAUGAAAUGGGCAAUACUCAGAACAACAAAUGAGGCUGAUUUUUGUUGAAAGCAGUUUGGUAACAUUGGCACUUGUAGUUUUAAUCUCUUCCUAUAGACAUAUCAUGGAGAUUUUUUUUUCCAUACUUCAUUGUGCCUUGGACGUCUGUACAAGGUUGUUUUCUACAGAGCUCAAUGAUCUUUAAGCUACUUCCAGCAAAUUCAGGCCCUCUUGGUUGUUUCUGCAGCGUGUUUUUGUGGCAUAAAUUAGGAUUAAUUUGUUGCCUUUUCUGUGUUGUAAUUAUAUACAGUGAGGUGUAAAGUAACAGUGCUCCUAAAUUUAUCCUGUAUUGAUAUCAACUAGGGAGCCGAACUGUGUUUGUGCUGCAUCCAGAUAAAAAAAAAAACAUAAAUGAAAAAUAAAAUUAAAAAAACAAAACAAAAGCUGCUCAUAGAAAUGUAAAUGUCAUAGAAGUUGUAUGCCAAAGCCUUUGCUGAAAAUACUCCAACUAACAUAAAGGAAAUGGCACAAAUAAUGUCAAACAGUGUAACUGCAGUGUGUGUAUAAAUCCAGCUAAGUCCAUAUACAAAUAUUUAUGUUCUAUAACAUGUAAAUGUAUCAGCUGUUUGCCUGUGCCGUCAGCAUCAGGCCGUUUCUCAUCAACACACCAGGUCUUGUAGUGCUGUCGACCGUCACAUGACCUUUGCCCCCUCCUCGCUCUCAUUGACCCCUGUGUCUCAGUGGUGAUGUUUUGUGCUGGUGGAUUCGUGUUGUUUAGCUGAUGUGACAUGUCAAGUGGUGUCUUCGUAAAAAUCUGGUCCCGUGGCUGAAAGUGCUGGUCAGCACACAGUCGCUUUGGGUUUUACUGCGUAACUCGGUGUACGGUCUGUGUUGCUUUCUAGCCAAAUGUAAACGGAGGCUUGGUUGAAUUCAGAGAGGAUGUCGUUGGUGUUGUGUUACAUUCAUAGACACUACACUCUGCCAGUGUUUGAUUUCAUGUAGCAGUGGUGCUGAAGGUGGCGUCAGCUUCGAUCUCACAUCUGUCCCCAUUUCGAUUACUGUUUUAUUACCAAAACCAGUCCUUUUGGUUCUUAUACAAUAUUAAUUUCACAUAUAAACAAUGUCUUCUCUAUAUUUAAGAAGAAACUUAUGUGUGCAAUAGCAUUGUACUUAUUCUCAAAGACAAGUGGUGACUUCCUCAUUGUAGGUUCAACAUCACUGAAUGACUAACGGAAACAACACUUUAUUAUUAGUAGUACAGUGGUUGAUGUCAUGUGAAAAAUGAACAACAUAUUCAUAGCAUUAUAAUAUGAAGCAGAGGAAGAGUUGCAAUAAGUCAUUUUAUGAUAAAGCCAGUUGAGACAAUAUUAAUGGGUGGAACUGAAGCCAUAAAGCAAGUGUUUUGCUUUGUAUGAGUGUGUAACUAAUAAUAACUCAAUAAUAAUUAUUAACAAAUGUAUUCUUGUGUUGUCAUCCUGUGGACCAAAUAUUUCAGGAAAUGGCUGCUGAGACACGCUGUUUCUUCUUGCUGUUUAUUUGUUGAUUUGUUUUACAGUAUCUUUAUCAUUCCGUCUCUGAAAGUACUUGAGUGAUUUUUGAGUUUCAACUGCAAUAAACUUAUUUUUAGGACUAUA
Messenger RNA from Sphaeramia orbicularis (orbiculate cardinalfish), 3302 nucleotides. It is a transcript of the gene cplx3b, whose product is annotated as complexin 3b. Gene Ontology annotation, cellular component: terminal bouton; SNARE complex. Lineage: Eukaryota; Metazoa; Chordata; Actinopteri; Kurtiformes; Apogonidae. Gene Ontology annotation, biological process: neurotransmitter transport; regulation of neurotransmitter secretion; synaptic vesicle exocytosis. The transcript has 3 exons. Gene Ontology annotation, molecular function: syntaxin binding. Bases 405 to 875 code for a protein of 156 amino acids. The record is from RefSeq and is a predicted model, not a curated record.